UCACCUCUACAAAGAGCACACACAUUAUUCUGAUAACCUAGUUGUUGUUGGCAUGCUUUGUUAACCAGUAAUCUGAGGGAAAUGGGAGUGCUUUCCAAUAAGAUUCACAGGGUUCAAUUGAAACCAGGAGAUCACAUUUACACUUGGAGGCAGGCUUAUAUCUAUGCCCAUCAUGGAAUAUAUGUUGGUGAGGGAAUGGUGAUCCACUUCACCAGUGGAUCAGGCCAAGAAACUAGAAAAGGGACAAUCUUGGACCGUCUUCUUAUAAGUUCACCACCCCUUCAUAAUACUUGUGAUAUUUUAUGUCCUAGAUGUGGUGACCAAAAAACUGCUGGUGUCAUCGGUUCCUGCUUAGAUUGUUUUCUCUCUGGUGAUGAUCUAUACUUAUUUGAAUAUGGUGUGUCACCUGCACUUUUUCUGGCCAAAGCUAGAGGAGGCACUUGUACCAUUGCAUCUUCUGAUCCUGCUGAAGAUGUUCUUCGCCGUGCUUUGUUUCUUCUUGAGAAUGGAUUUGGUGGCUACCAUGUGUUCAAGAAUAACUGUGAAGACUUUGCAAUUUACUGCAAGACAGGUUUGCUUGUUAACACAAACAUCAGUGUUGGGCGGAGUGGACAAGCAGCAUCUUGCUUGGCUGCUGCUAGUGCUGUAGUUUCUUCACCACUGAGUUUGAUGAUCCCUGGCUUUGGUGUUCUUGCAUUGGUAGGAGGUGGCAUGUAUUGUGUUAGCAGAUAUGUUUCUGAUAUUGGAGUACGCAGUGAUGUAACUAAAGUUCCAGUGGAGAUGAUAGCUGAAUUAGGCAAGGAAGAUUGACUGUAGUGUAGAUAGAGGUUCAUACAAAACUGUGGUGUAUGAUGCUUAGUUUGAUUUAUGUUAUGAAUAUUUACUGGUUAAAAAGUAUUUGUUAACUUGUCUAUUCAGGAAUGAUUUGUUUAUUGGAUGCCAG
Molecule: messenger RNA, 943 nt
Organism: Vigna unguiculata (cowpea)
Lineage: Eukaryota; Viridiplantae; Streptophyta; Magnoliopsida; Fabales; Fabaceae
Product: protein LEAD-SENSITIVE 1-like
Source: RefSeq, a predicted model, not a curated record